AUGGGAAUUUUCGAAAAAUCCAACAAAACGAUAAUUACAGAAUAUUUGGAUCAAUGCGUUCUUAAGGCAGAAGACGACUGGGGAUUGAUAAUCUCCGCUUGUGAUGCAGUUAACGCAUCGGAUAACGGCGCAAAAGAAGCGGUAAAAUUCAUUAAGAAGAAGAUAUCCAAACAGCAACCUCCCAAUGUACAAUACAAAGCUCUAAGUAUACUGAGAGCUAUGGCAGAUAAUUGUGGGGCAAAGUUUCAUGGCAAGUCCGAAAUUGCAUCAAAAAAGUUUUUGGAUGAGCUAGAGCUUGUGGCAAUCUCUUCUCAAACUGAUCCUCUCGUCAAGGAAAAGAUAAUCGGAAUAUUGGGAGAAUUAUCCGUGAUGUUUGAAGACGAACCGAGCUUGUGGCAGGUUUCUUACCUCUUCGGCAGGCUCGCCGGUGCAUCCGUUCAACGUCAAUCGACCACCAUUGAACCUCAACAAUACUCGAACCCCACGAGAACUACACCCGCGAAGCCUUCAUUAGAGAAGAUUGUAGAAGACGUCGAGCUGGCAAAGAAUAAUACUCAGUUAUUUACACAGAUGAUUUCAUUCACUGAUCCUGAGGUGGAGGAUAUCACAAAGAAUGAACUGAUCCAGGAAUUUCGAGGGAAAUGCGAAACGUUAAGAAAAACUAUUAUGCAAUAUAUUUCUGUAACACAGGAUGAACAAUGGUUAAAUACUCUAAUUUCGACAAACCAGGAUAUCGUGAAUGCAUUUAAAAUGUAUAACGAGAUGGUGGAGCGAGGUCAAAUUACGAUGGCUAAAGAAAAAUCAAAGGAUACAGCCUUUAGAACUGAUUACGAUCACGAAGAUUCGGAAAAUCAUGCCGGAGUUGGGGGAAGCGGGACAUCAAAACUAGAUCCAUUUUCUGAUGUAAAUGAAAUAAAUCCUGAUUCAACGGCUCCGCGUAGGAGUGAAAGAUCUCGAGGUAAAAUGCCUGCAUCUAUUUACCAUGACGAAACGUUAUUCGAAGAGGAUGAAUCGGAUUUGAAUGAUAAAUCCCAAUAUCCUCCUAAUUUGACCGAAUACGGAAACAAUGGUAGUAAUAACACCAAUGGACGACAGGAGCAUGCGGUUAUUUGA
Molecule: messenger RNA, 1113 nt
Organism: Acaulospora morrowiae
Lineage: Eukaryota; Fungi; Glomeromycota; Glomeromycetes; Diversisporales; Acaulosporaceae
Source: the annotation of a GenBank genome assembly